UUCAAGCAAAAGGACCAGAUCACAGGCGAUGUUGUAAGCAAGAUCUCACCAGACAUAGCCUACUGUUUACAUUCUACUUUCAUUAUCAUAUUGCCGCAGUGGCUGUGGUUUCCUCUUUGCCCUAGACCGCGUAUUAAAUCGAACGGUGAAGUGAAAGCAGCUGCUGCGUUCCAGAGCCAUCCUCCCUGUGCUGGUGCGGUUUGGUAGCGCUUCUCUGUUCCGGUUCCUCCUGACAGACCCUCUCCCACAUGGCUUCGUCGCUGCUGAGCCGUCAACUGGCUCUGUCCCUUCAGCACAAUCUGCGCCUCAGUGCACCAGGCUGCAGAUAUGUCAGCAAAACAGCCACAAAGUCGGUCGUGGACUUUGAGUAUGAUGCCCCCUCAAUGAAGACAGAGGUCCCAGGGCCAAGGUCCAAGGAACUGCUCAAACAGCUGGGAGAGAUUCAGAAUGUCGGGGCGGUCCACUUCUUCUGCAACUAUGACGAGAGCCGCGGGAACUACCUGGUGGACGUGGACGGGAACCGUAUGCUGGACGUCUACACCCAGAUCUCCUCCAUCCCCAUUGGUUACAAUCAUCCCGCCCUCAUGAAAGUCAUGGCUAACCCUCACAAUUUGAGUUCAUUUAUCAACCGGCCAGCGCUUGGUAUCCUGCCACCUGAGAACUUUGCAGAGAAGCUGAGUGAGAGUCUUCUUUCCGUGGCUCCCAGCGGCAUGUCCCGUGUGCAGACGAUGGCGUGUGGCUCCUGCUCCAAUGAGAACGCCUACAAGGCCAUGUUCAUCUGGUACAGGAACAAAGAGAGAGGACACAAUAUUCCAUCUGAUGAGGAUGUGACAUCCUGCAUGGUCAAUAAGAGCCCAGGCUGUCCAGAUUUGAGUAUCCUCUCCUUUAUGGGAGGAUUUCAUGGGAGAACUCUGGGUUGCCUGGCUACCACGCACUCCAAAGCCAUUCACAAGCUGGACAUUCCGUCCUUCGACUGGCCCAUCGCACCUUUCCCGAAACUGAAGUACCCGCUUGAGGAGUUUGUCCGAGAGAACGCCCAGGAGGAGGCUCGCUGUUUGGAGGAGGUGGAGGACCUGAUCGAGAAGUGGAAGAAGAAGGGUAUGCCAGUGGCCGGCAUUGUGAUCGAGCCCAUCCAGGCGGAGGGGGGGGACAACCAUGCCUCUCCCGACUUCUUUGUGAAGCUGAGGAACAUCGCAACCAAGCAUGGCGCUGCCUUUCAUGUGGAUGAGGUCCAGACAGGCGGCGGAGCCACGGGCAAGUUUUGGGCCCACGAGCACUGGGGAAUGGACGACCCUGCCGAGAUCGUCUCCUUCAGCAAGAAGUUGCUGACGGGAGGCUACUACCACAAAGACGAACUGCAGGCUGACAAGGCCUACAGAAUCUUCAACACGUGGAUGGGAGACCCCUCCAAGAACCUGUUCCUGGCCGAGGUCCUCAACGUGAUCCAGCGGGAGAGCCUCCUGGAGGAGGUGACGCGCUCGGGGAAGACCCUGCUCCAGGGGCUCUACGCACUGCAGGCCCAGUACCCUCACCUCUUGAGCAGCGCCCGUGGCCAGGGAACCUUCUGUGCCAUCGACAUCCGAGAUGACCCCACUCGCAACAGCUUGAUCGCGAAAGCCAGGAACAAGGGUGUUCUUCUCGGCGGCUGCGGCGAGCGGUCGAUCCGUUUCCGUCCGGCGCUGGUCUUCAAGGAGUACCACGUGCACCAGUUCCUCAACAUCUUCAACGACGUGCUGCAGGAGCACAACUAAGCGCGCCUGGCCUCGGGAGCGUUGGGGGUGGGUGGGGCG
Molecule: messenger RNA, 1790 nt
Organism: Sardina pilchardus (European sardine)
Lineage: Eukaryota; Metazoa; Chordata; Actinopteri; Clupeiformes; Clupeidae
Gene: abat
Product: 4-aminobutyrate aminotransferase
Exons: 16
Coding region: 249-1751 (500 amino acids)
Biological process (GO): GABA catabolic process
Cellular component (GO): mitochondrion
Molecular function (GO): pyridoxal phosphate binding
Source: RefSeq, a predicted model, not a curated record